This is a messenger RNA of Cyprinus carpio (common carp), 1548 nucleotides long. RefSeq names its product cytohesin-1. The record is from RefSeq and is a predicted model, not a curated record. NCBI's taxonomy places the organism in Eukaryota, Metazoa, Chordata, Actinopteri, Cypriniformes, Cyprinidae. Gene Ontology annotation, molecular function: guanyl-nucleotide exchange factor activity. Gene Ontology annotation, biological process: regulation of ARF protein signal transduction.
AAGUCAGUGAGUGAGAUUGCGAGACCAGCGCACAGUAGGGUGCAGAGCAGCGUUGUGGAUCUGCGCUGCCAUCAGAGGUCUUUGCUUUGGAAUCUGUCGGACAGCAAAAUUGAUGAUAAAUACAAGUGGUACAUAAGUAUCAAUAUUUCAACAAGUUCUGCUUUAAGACAAAAGGGGAAGUAGCUUGUGUUGUCAUUCUCGUCGCUCACAGGGACUUACUUCUCGCAAUUGCACUUUCAUAUUCAAAGUGCAACAGAGACUGUUGAACUAUGGGGACGGUGAGCGAACUCUGUGCCUCGAGCUUCCAGGCAUUCUUGUGUCCCACAGUUUGUCCGGCUCCUCCAGCAGUACCGGAUGACCUGACGCCAGAGGAGAAGCAGGAACUGGAGAAUAUUAGGAGACGAAAACAGGAGCUGCUGGAGGACAUACAGCGGCUGAAGGAUGAGAUAGCAAAGGUGACAAAUGAGAUUGAAAGUCUUGGCUCCUCUCAAGAAAGAAUAAACAUGCAGCGAAGUAAACAGAUGGCUAUGGGUCGCAAGAAAUUUAACAUGGAUCCCAAAAAGGGUAUUCGGUUCCUCAUAGAGAAUGAACUGCUGAAGAACACUUGUGAACAUAUUGCUCAAUUCCUCUACAAGGGUGAGGGCCUCAACAAGACAGCCAUCGGAGAUUAUCUGGGUGAAAGGGAUGAGUUCAAUAUUCAGGUUCUUCAUGCCUUUGUGGAGCUUCAUGAAUUUACAGACCUCAACCUGGUUCAGGCACUCAGACAGUUUUUAUGGAGUUUCCGGUUACCAGGUGAAGCUCAGAAGAUCGAUCGAAUGAUGGAGGCUUUUGCCCAGCGUUACUGUCAAUGCAAUCCCGGUGUCUUUCAGUCCACAGAUACAUGUUAUGUGCUUUCGUUUGCAAUCAUCAUGUUGAACACAAGUUUGCACAACCCUAAUGUGAAGGACAAGCCAUCUGCAGAGCGGUUCAUAGGCAUGAACAGAGGCAUCAAUGAUGGAGGAGAUCUGCCAGAAGACCUGCUCAGGAACCUUUACGAGAGCAUUAAGAAUGAGCCCUUCAAGAUACCUGAAGACGACGGCAAUGACCUCACACAUACGUUCUUUAACCCUGACCGCGAAGGCUGGCUGCUCAAACUGGGUGGACGGGUGAAGACGUGGAAGAGGAGAUGGUUCAUAUUGACGGACAACUGUCUGUAUUAUUUUGAAUACACCACUGAUAAAGAGCCGAGAGGGAUCAUUCCUCUGGAAAAUCUCAGUAUUAGGGAAGUGGAUGACUCCAAGAAGCCAAACUGCUUUGAACUCUUCAUCCCAGACAACAAGGAUCAGGUCAUCAAAGCGUGUAAGACUGAAGCAGAUGGACGGGUUGUGGAAGGAAACCACACGUUCUACCGCAUCUCAGCACCAACAACAGAGGAGAAAGAAGAGUGGAUCAAAAGCAUCAAGGCUGCCAUAAGCAGAGACCCUUUCUAUGAGAUGCUUGCUGCCAGGAAGAAAAAAGCCUCAUCUCUGAAGAGACAGUAGGGCUGCAGAAAGGAUGUUUGUACCUGGA